AUGUCCGUGGUCCCAGAAUAUACGUCGUCGUCGGGCGAUUUCCGUUCCGACACUUUUACCAUUCCUACGCCCGAAAUAUGGCAAACCGUGGCACAGGCGUCUUUGGGCGACUCCAUCUACGAAGAGGACAGAGACACGACUCUUCUCGAGCAGCGAGUAUCCAAAGAGCUUUUGGGUGGCCGUAUGUACGGCAAUUUAGAGGCUCAGGGCCUGUUUUGCGUGUCGACGACCAUGUCCAAUCAGCUAGCCAUCCGAACUCACCUGAACUUUGCUCCCCCAUACAGCGUUCUAUGCGACGACAGAGCACAUGUAUACGUUGACGAAGGCGCCGGAAUCGCAGUGCUUUCUCAGGCGCUGGUGAGGCCGGUAAAGGCAUCAAACGAUCGCUUUUUGACACUUGAAGAUAUAAAAGAGAACUACGUACCGGACAUUGGCGACAUCCACCUUGCUCCCACGAAGCUCAUUUGUUUGGAGAAUACUCUACACGGAAUGUGCUUUCCUUACGACGAACUCAAGCGUAUCAGUGACUGGUGCCACGAAGAAGGCAUCAAAUUGCAUUUGGACGGAGCCCGGCUUUGGAACGCUGCCUGUGCGUCCAGCGAUCGUAGCCCAGAAACUUAUCUGAGAGAUAUAGCAGCUCUAGUUGAUUCCGUUUCUGUUUGUUUCUCCAAGUCCUUGGGGGCCCCCAUUGGAUCUAUGCUGGUUGGUGGUCCCCGCUUCAGAGCUAAAGCCCGCCAUCUGCAGAAACAGCAAGGUGGUGGAAUAAGACAGGCCGGGUUCAUCGCUCGUAUCGCCAAUCACUGUUUGAACAGCAAUUUCCCAAAAACGAUCACAGAAGUCUCUCGAGCAACAAGGGCGUUCUGGCACGAUUUGCACAGCACUAUCAAGAGAGACUACGGAAUGAAUUUACAGCUGGCACAUCCGGUUGAAACCAAUUUCAUUUUUGUUGACUUGGCCAAAUCAGGCAUCAACCUGGACAAAUUUCUGGAGAUAGGCGAGCAGAACGGCCUAAGGCUGUUUGAUGGCAGGCUUGCCUUCCAUUAUCAAAAUAUUGGCUCGGAAAGCUUAUGUGCGUUGAAAAAAACCUUUGAUGACGUUGCAUCUUAUUACCAAAAACAUGACUAUAAACCAGGAGAGAGGUCCGCGAGAAUUUACUAG
Molecule: messenger RNA, 1158 nt
Organism: Lachancea meyersii CBS 8951
Lineage: Eukaryota; Fungi; Ascomycota; Saccharomycetes; Saccharomycetales; Saccharomycetaceae
Source: the annotation of a GenBank genome assembly